Molecule: messenger RNA, 4392 nt
Organism: Oxyura jamaicensis (ruddy duck)
Lineage: Eukaryota; Metazoa; Chordata; Aves; Anseriformes; Anatidae
Gene: DHX36
Product: DEAH-box helicase 36
Exons: 25
Coding region: 16-2976 (986 amino acids)
Cellular component (GO): cytoplasm; nucleus; intracellular anatomical structure
Molecular function (GO): G-quadruplex RNA binding; DNA helicase activity; ATP binding
Source: RefSeq, a predicted model, not a curated record
CGGCCGCGGGCGGCCAUGAGCUGGGAGCAGCGGCGCGGCUGGGCCCGGGGAGGCGAUGGCGGCCCCGCCGCCUCCUCCUCCUCCUCCGGCUCGGCCGGCGGGCACGGGGGGCGGGGCGGCGGCGGAGGCGGCCGGGGGCGGCACCCCAGCCACCUGAAGGGCCGCGAGAUCGGGCUGUGGUACGCGCGGAAGCAGGGCCAGAGGAGCAAGGAGACGGACCGGCAGCAGCGGGCCGUGGUGCGGAUGGACGAGCGCCGCGAGGAGCAGAUCGCGCAGCUGCUGACGGCCGUGCAGAGCAGGAGCGACAAGGAGCCCGAUGCCAUGUCCUGGUGGUCCGGGGAUGAGGACGGAAAUACUCCAGAACAGCCCGUGAAAGUGAAACCAGAUGCUGAAAAAGCUCCUAGCAGACAGAGACCAGUCUUGGAAAAAACAUUCCUUGAUCGGGAUGUGGAAUAUCUAUUUGAAAAAAAUCAGCGAGAUACGGAUUUAGAUGAGCAACUCAUAGAAGAUUUAAGAAAGAAGAAAUCUGAUCCUAGAUAUAUUGAAAUGCAGAGAUUCCGAGAGAAACUCCCUUCGUAUGGGAUGAGACAGGAACUUGUAAACCUUAUAAACAAUAAUCGAGUAACUGUGAUAAGUGGCGAAACCGGCUGUGGAAAGACCACACAAGUCACGCAGUUCAUCUUGGAUGACUACAUAGAGCGAGGGAAAGGGUCUACCUGCAGGAUUGUUUGUACUCAGCCCAGGAGGAUCAGUGCUAUCUCAGUGGCUGAGAGAGUUGCUGCUGAAAGGGCAGAAGCGUGUGGUAAUGGCAAGAGUACAGGAUACCAGAUUCGUCUUCAGAGUCGAUUACCAAGGAAACAAGGUUCAAUUUUAUACUGUACCACAGGAAUUGUCCUACAGUGGCUCCAGUCAGAUAAGCAUUUGUCCAGUAUUAGUCACGUAGUCCUUGAUGAAAUUCAUGAAAGAAAUCUUCAAUCAGAUGUUUUAAUGAGCAUUAUUAAAGAUCUUUUGAAUGUUCGUUUGGAUCUGAAAGUAAUACUAAUGAGUGCUACUUUAAACGCAGAGAAGUUUUCGGAAUACUUCGAUAAUUGUCCAAUGGUUCACAUACCCGGGUUCACUUUCCCAGUGGUGGAGUAUCUUCUUGAAGAUGUAAUUGAGAAGUUGAGGUAUAUGCCAGAAAACACAGACCGUCGGCCACGGUGGAAGAAAGGCUUCAUGCAAGGGCAUAUAAGCAGACCAGAAAAAGAAGAAAAAGAGGAAAUCUACAGGGAACGAUGGCCAGAAUACUUAAGGCAGCUGCGGGGCAGGUAUUCAGCAAGUACUAUAGAUGCCUUGGAAAUGAUGGACGAUGACAAGGUUGAUCUUGACCUUAUAGCAGCACUUAUCAGACACAUUGUUUUGGAAGAAGAGGAUGGUGCAAUUCUAGUGUUUCUUCCAGGAUGGGACAACAUUAGCACUUUGCAUGAUCUAUUGAUGUCACAAGUCAUGUUUAAGUCAGAUAGGUUUAUUAUCAUACCUUUACAUUCAUUGAUGCCUACUGUUAACCAGACUCAGGUGUUUAAGAAGACCCCGCCAGGAGUAAGGAAAAUCGUGAUUGCUACCAACAUUGCAGAGACUAGCAUUACAAUAGAUGAUGUGGUGUUCGUUAUAGAUGGUGGAAAGAUAAAGGAAACUCACUUUGAUACCCAGAACAACAUUAGCACAAUGGCAGCUGAGUGGGUUAGUAAAGCUAAUGCCAAGCAAAGGAAAGGUCGAGCAGGAAGAGUUCAGCCAGGUCACUGUUACCAUCUGUACAAUGGGCUCCGUGCUAGCCUUCUAGAUGAUUACCAGCUACCUGAGAUCUUGAGGACACCCUUGGAAGAACUUUGCUUGCAAAUCAAGAUUCUAAAGCUUGGAGGAAUUGCUUAUUUUCUGAGCAAACUAAUGGAUCCGCCAUCUCGUGAUGCUGUAAUGUUGGCUAUAAAUCAUCUGAUGGAGCUGAAUGCUUUGGACAGACAAGAGGAACUGACUCCACUAGGUGUACAUUUAGCACGAUUACCAGUUGAACCGCAUAUUGGAAAAAUGAUUCUCUUUGGAGCUUUAUUCUGUUGCUUGGAUCCAGUCCUUACGAUUGCAGCAAGCCUCAGCUUCAAAGACCCUUUCGUCAUUCCUUUGGGCAAAGAGAAAGUAGCAGAUGCCAGAAGAAAGGAACUGUCAAAGAAUACAAAAAGUGAUCAUCUGACAGUGGUGAAUGCUUUCACGGGCUGGGAAGAGACUCGGCGCCGUGGAUUCAGAACUGAGAAAGACUAUUGCUGGGAAUAUUUCCUGUCUUCAAAUACGCUCCAGAUGCUGCAUAACAUGAAAGGACAAUUUGCUGAGCAUCUCCUUGCAGCUGGAUUUGUGAAUAGCAGAGACCCCAAGGAUCCCAAAUCUAAUACCAACUCAGAUAAUGAGAAGUUGCUCAAAGCAGUCAUCUGUGCUGGUUUAUAUCCAAAAGUUGCAAAGAUUCGGCCAAGCUUUAGCAAAAAGAGAAAAAUGGUGAAAGUUUGCACCAAGACAGAUGGAACAGUUAAUAUACAUCCUAAAUCUGUUAAUGUGGAAGAGACGGAGUUCCAUUAUAACUGGCUUGUGUACCAUUUGAAGAUGAGAACUAGCAGUAUUUACUUAUAUGAUUGUACAGAAGUCUCUCCGUACUGCCUCUUGUUCUUUGGAGGAGAUAUAUCCAUUCAGAAGGAUAAAGAUCAGGAUACCAUUGCUGUGGACGAAUGGAUUGUUUUCCAGUCUCCUGCCAGAAUAGCGCAGUUAGUUAAGAAUUUAAGACAAGAGCUCGAUGAUCUUCUACAGGAAAAAAUAGAAAACCCACACCCUGUGGACUGGAAUGAUACUAAAUCCAGGGAUACAGCAGUAUUGACCGCUAUUAUAGACUUAAUCACAACACAGGAGAAUGAAAGUGCCAGAAACUAUGCUCCACGGUUCCAGAACGAGCGCUAUAGUUGACACACUUCUAUCUGUGUUGAUAAAGCUGACAUAUUCACUUAUUUUGGUUCGUUGUUUUUUUUUUAUAGCAUUUAUUUAGCCAGAGGGAAAAAUUCUUAGGGCAAGCAGCUAAUUCCCUCGUACUGAAGAGCAGUUACUUCAAAAUAGUUGGUAAUAUCUGUAUAUGCAUGGUAUUCUGUGUUCACAGUAGCUUUUUAAAUAAGAAAAAAAUGCAAUGUUAGCAAUGUUAAUUGGUGUAUGUAUUGUCCUUCCUCCAAGUCCUCUAAAACUCUAGCUUUUUUUUUUUUAAAUAUUUGUUACCAGAUUUGGGGGGGUGGGGAAGGGAAAGAAGCUAAAGUACUGCUUAGUUGUGCUUAAACUGUUCUUCUUGCUAUUGGUAAAAACAUCUCAAGAUUUUUUUUUCUUGGGGGUGGGAAGUAAUUACUGUGGUGUUGCAGCAGUUUUCUCACCAACAUUUCCACAGCAGGUAAUGAUAGCUUAAUUAAGCUAACUUGAAAACAUGUGUUGUUGACUUUGUGCUGUGGGAGGAAAGGCUUCAGAAACACUCUCACCUUUUUCCAUUCAUCCCGUUCAGUUAAUCUUUCUUUGCUUUCUGUACCCAUCCAUCAUCGGUACUGGUGGAAAAAUUUAGACUAGAGGAGCUUUGUGGUUAUAAAAACUGAUGGUGGAAUAAACUUUGAGUUCAUUGUAUUCCAAUUUUUUAAGCAAUCCAUGUAUAGUGUUACAUUAAAAUACUUUUCUUUAAAGUGUUAUUUCAUCUGCUCUUAGUUCUUAAUGUUCUGGCUGUCAUUCUGUUUUGAAUGCUUCCAAAUAUCUAGGAACAUCUGAUUAAUUAUGCUUAUUUUAGGAUUUCAAGUGGGGUGAUUUGAGAAAACUAUUCUGGUCAGAUCUGUGGAAGUGUGCCAGACCUGCUGUUCCCUUUAACCCCUGGGGCUGGGGGAGACAGAUUUAGCUGAACCUGAUGGGUGGGCAGUAAACUAGGGCCUGAAUAGUGCCAGCAGUUUAGGUGGCAGCCUCCUGUUACCUUCUGUUUGCUCUGCAGCCAUAGCUACAUUAUUUCCAGGUUUAUCCUUGAGGAAUAAAGCCGUUGCACCAUGGGUUGGUGUGGUCAGAUCCGUACUUACACAGUAUCAUGAAUAAUGUGUAAAUAAUGAUAUGAGUUAUACUUUCCAGCUCAACCUAAAGCUUGUAGCUUGAGCAGCCGGCAUUGAGCAGGAGGGAAGGGCCUGGGGGCUGCUCGGUGGCAGCUGUGUCCUGCUGCAGCCCCGUGCCUUCCCCCAGCACCCUCGUGCCCUUACCCUGCGGGUUCUUGAGGGAUCCUGGGCCUGUGCUUGGUCCCUGCUCCAACCUCCUGUGUACAGGUAUGUCUGAGAAAUGAAGGAGGACACAAUAGUGCUGCUUACCUUUACAAAACAG